UUUUUAUUUGACAAAAAUAUUUUUUAAAUUGAACUUGCUUGAACUGUGAACAUUUCGUCUGACUGCUGUUACGAUUUUGUGUUUAAGUGUUUAUAUUGUUAAUUUCUAUUUUCUUUUUAAAAAAGAAUACCAACAAAACAUUGAAAAUUACAUUUACUUUUUUAACUUAAAGAUGCCUCAAGAUUAUGAUUCAAAAGUUAGCAUGCAUUUAGAUAUUAAUCAUGGUUUGGAAAGAGUAACCGAAUUAGUUCAGACUAGGCUUAUUGAAAGUGGCUGGAGAGAUCAGGUGAAAUUAGCUUGUCGUAAGGCAAUUUUGGAAAGUGGUGAAAAACACCCCCCAACUGUAGAUGACUUAAUAUCUCAAAUUACACCAAAAGCAAGGUCUAUGGUACCAGAUGCCGUGAAAAGGGAGCUUCUGCAUGAAUUGGAAUUAAUUUUAAUGAAUGUUGACAAAGCUGGAUACAGUAAAAAUUUCUAAUUGAUUUAAAAAAUUUGAGAACUUUAUUUCUUCACAUAAAAUAUGUUUAGUGUUUUUGUAUCUCUAAAUGUUCUAUGCAUGAAAGAAUGUCUUUAAUGUAUACCACCUUUAACAAGGUUAUAUGACUUAUAUACUGUUUGAAACUAUGUGUGGAAAGCUGGUUUGCAUUGUAUAUAAAUGCUGGUCCACCAAAGUGUACUUAAAACUUAUUCUUUAGAUAUAUAUUUAAACAGUAUAUUUAUGCGCUAUUUCAUAAGAGAGUAUUUUAACUGAAAAUUAGUUAAUAAACUUCCUCCAAGACAUACAUGUUUUAUUUUUCUGUUUUUUUUAUCACUGGAAUUGGGAGUUGGAUGUUACUCGAUUGGAAUUCAUGUUCAAUGUAUGUAUGUUAAUUUUCUUGCAUAUUUGGAUUGGAUCUUGCAUAUUGGAUAUUUGUAUUGAAAUAUCCUUUAAAAGGAUAUUUUAAAGAUAACAUUAGGAGUUAAGGAUAUUUUAAAGGAUAGAUUUUUUUGUUAGUCUUUCCUAGAAGUUUUCAUGAUUCUCUCUUAGCUUUUAAAAUGACUUUCUUGCUUCUUGUUAAUGUUCUUUUGUAAUUUAUGUAGUUCUGAGUAUUUGAUUGGUUUUUAAAAAUUGUGACAAUUUUUUUUGGUUGCUUCUUUACCCAGGUUUGAUUAGAACAUGGUUUAUCAAAUAGUUUUCUACCAAUUUGGAAAAAAGAACAACCAAUCAGAUCUAUGUAAAUUUAUUUACAUAGAUCUGUAAUACUGUAAAUCUAGUUGUAAAAUGUAAUCCUAACUGGUUAAUGCAAUUUAUAUAGUAUAUAUAAUAUAUAGUAUAUAUAAUAUAUAGUAUAUAUAAUAUAUAAAUAUAUAUAAUAUAUAGUAUAUAUAAUAUAUAGUAUAUAUAAUAUAUAGUAUAUAUAAUAUAUAGUAUAUAUAAUAUAUAGUAUAUAUAAUAUAUAGUAUAUAUAUAUAUAUAUAUAUAUAUAUAUAUAUAUAUUAUAGUUCUAUAUUUUAUAUUGGUUAACCCUGCAUCACUCGCGCCUUAAAAAAUUACGCGAGAACUCGCGCGUGAGAAUUUCUCUCACACGACGAACCCUUCAAGAUUUUGUUCGGUGUAACUGUUUUUAUUUUUUUUUAUGCAAAUGAAACAAAACUAUUGGUAAUAAUAAAAGGGUUUAUUUAAAAUAAAUGCCAAAAAUAGAGUUAUAAGUACAUUAAAAAUACUAAAAAGAAAACUUAUACAAUGCUAAGAACUAAAAAAAAUACCCUGUAUAUUUUAUUUUACAUCUAUCUUUAAAUUAAUGUUAUCCUUAAAUCAGAUAAAAUAAACAUAAUAUUAAUCAAAAAUUUAAUCAUCUGAAGUACCACUAUUAUCGUUUACGCCAGAACACGUUGGACAUGUGAAGGUGGUAUGCUCCGUGCAAAUGGCAACAUUGCAGCUAACACAUCGUUUUUUUGACUUCCUGUUCUUUCUUCUUGGACAAAAUCCACCGAAAUCUGGAACAGAUUCUCUGUUCUGUUCAAUCUGAGGCAUAUUUAAAUAUUCCCUUAGCAUGCUUCGAAUAUUAAUUGGCAAAGACCUGAUCGAUGAACGACGAAUCAACAGAGGUUUAAUCAAAGCUUCGGCCAGAUGAUUGAGAUAAAUUCUACGUUCUUCAAUAACUUCGGUAUUACUUUUAUAUACAAUAUUGGAAUUAAUAGCAGCAACGUCCAAAAUUGUAAAAAAAAUUCUAAGUGGCCAUCGGCAACAAUAUCUGGAAACAGAAUAAGUUGAUUUUAAUUCAUCAACCACAUCGACACCUCCUUUUGUUAGGUUAUAAAAUGUAAUGAUCUCAGGUUUUUCCAGUUCGCCAGAUUCAGGAUCGAUGUAGUCCCCAGAAUGAAAUGUAGAUAACAUCAAUACGUUUUUCUGAGGUUUGGGUUUAUACGAUAAUAAUACAGUAUUCUUUCGGAAACCAAACAUGCUACUAGGUACAGGUCUUUUCACAUUUAUAAAUAUUGGCGGAAUUUCCCUCUUGUUUUUCCUUAGGGUACCAACAAGUGUAGUUUUCCUAUCAAGUAAUUGUUUGGCUAACGGCACUGACGUGAAAUAAUUGUCCAUAGUUAUAUUUCUACCUGUGUUUAAUAUGGGAUUUGCUAUACGCAUAACAACAGCAGAUGCAGAGUUGUCUAGAUAAAAAGGGCCAACUGGCUGUUUUCCUGCAUAUAUCUCCAUAUUGCAGGUAUAAAACAUCCUUGAGUCAACUAAGGCAUAUAUUUUAAUGCCGUAUUUGGCCGGCUUGUUGGCUAUAUAUUGCCGAAAUUUACAUCGCCCUCUAAAGCUUUCCAACAUUUCAUCCACUGUACAAUACUCUCCAACUUGGUAGUUUUCUUGACACUUGGACACAAACUGUUCAAAUAUGUUUCGAAUGGAGCCAAAUUAUCGUAUUUUUUCUUUCGUUUCGGUCAUUGAUAUUGUCAAAUCUUAGUGCUCUUCCUAAAAUAUGAAAUCGUUCUCGUGACAUCGUUAGUCUAAAGCAAGCAGGAGCAAAUAUUGAAUCAGCCCAAAGUUCUUUAGUAUUUAGAUAUUGAGCCUUUCGUACCCCAGCCAUGUAUAGGAGGCCGAUAAAAGCAUAUAUUUCUGUAGCGUCUGUGUCACGGCAAUCUCUUUCUCUCGUAUAGUUACCUCGUAUUUUGCUAGAUAGAUAUUUGUGCAUUGUACGAUUUCUUCAACCAUUUCUUUUGUAAUAUAUAAUUCCCAGCAUGCUUCGACAGUAUUUGCAUCUUUUGCAAUAUUUUUUACUCCGGGAAGAUGACUAACAAUAUUUUUUGUAGGCACUCUUACGUUAGGUCGUGGAGGAUAAGCCAUCCAGUGAGUUUUUUUGUCUUUACCAGUGAAAUGAUGUUUUGAUGUAUAUGCGGGAUUAUCGUCAACUUCAUAAACAAAAUUUUCAACUUCUACAUCAGAUUGUUCGGAAUCGGUAUUAUGCAUACUAUGUUCACUGGAAGCGUCACUUUCAACAUCCACUCGUCCGCCAUCUUCCAUAAUUUCUUGAUUUUGACAUUCCUCUUGCCCACUCCAUGGUAUGUUAGCUGACAUACCUUCUCUUUGUGCCUCUUCAUAUCGAAUUCGCCCUAAUUCUGCAAGCGUCAGUCCUCUACUCAUUGUUUACUAUCUAAAAUAACAAUACCACAAUAAUAGAACACCUUGACCUUAUUUAAAAAGCAAAUAAAGUAGUUAUGUAUAAAAAAAUCUUAAAUUUACUUACCAAAACUUUAUUCAACCUUAAGAAAAUAUACUACGUUAGAACUUGCGCGAUGAGAGAAAUUCUCACAGAGAUCUGCACACGAUCGACAAGUGCCCGAUAUCUAUUACCAACAUGCACUAAAUAUUGCAUGCGCUCAAGCGUAACAACGAAGACCCUUAGAAACUCAGCUAGAAGUGGGGGUAGCAGUAUGCGUGAUUUACCGUUAAUAAAAUUUGCAUUUUACUGGUAGGUGUGAGAGAAAUACUCAUAGCGCGAGUGAUGCAGGGUUAAUAGUAUGUGCAGAUGCAAAUGCACGCUGUAGAUAUGGUCUAGAGAAGAUCGCUUACGGAAGACGACCAAAAUAUGGAAAGACAAAAAUGUGAUUGAUUAACUCCUCAAUAUUUUGAGUACUGACCCAUGGAAGUGAAUCUCAGACACUAAGGCAAUCAAAAAAGAGAAAGAUAGACGUCACUGAAAAAAUGUUCUGCUGGAGAAGAAUGAUGCGAAUUCCAUGGAACAACCAUACAAAAAAUAAUUCUAUUCUAAAAUAACUAAAGAUCAGUAAGACUCUCCAGCAAAAUCCAACUGCAACAAUUAACAUAUUUUGGACAUGUCAUGAGCUCAGACAUGGACAGUGUAGAAAUGUGGCCGAAGACAACGAAGAAGAUUUUCAACGCGAUGAAUUGACCAGAUCACAGGAAGUUGUAAAAGACUUAUACAUGUCAACAC
Diabrotica balteata is the source of this 4436-nucleotide messenger RNA. Lineage: Eukaryota; Metazoa; Arthropoda; Insecta; Coleoptera; Chrysomelidae. The record is from the annotation of a GenBank genome assembly.